AUGGAACGUCAACAGAACCGCUUAUUUGUACCAUACAAAGCACUCGGUGAGGUUUGUUCAUCUGUUCCACCUGCUUUCCGGGUACUUCCAAGGAAACGAAACGAAAGUUAUGUUAUCUGUGCUGUCGGCAAUGUUGUGAUACAGUACCUUUGCGAAAAUUUACGUGUGAUAUCCGUGAGCAAUGUUCUGCCAGCUCAAAUCAACAUAGUUGCUGCCGAUUCUCGCUAUAUUUACGCCGCCAUUGGCACAAGAAUAGCCAUUUUAUAUUUAGCCAGGCAAGUUAAACGAUGGUUAGAGGUACCUAAUAUUGUACGUUGGCUUCUUCCGUUUGGCGACGUUCUGGUGGUUGUGGACACGGAAAAUUCGAUCCAUGUGGUGGAUGUUGAAACUGGUGACGAAUUGGUGUUGAUUGAAACAUCCGGACAGUUCGAUUGUUCAGCAAUUACUCAUCCAGCUACUUAUCUUAACAAAGUGCUGCUGGGAUCCAGACAAGGGACAUUACGUAUUAUUAAUAUCAAAACUGGCAAACUAAUUCAUGAAUUUGGGAAAUUGUUCGAAUCGGAAAUAGCAGUUCUGGAACAAUCACCAGCCAUAGAUAUCGUCGCUGUUGGAUUAAGAAAUGGUCAGAUUAUACUGCAUAACAUUAAAUUUGACGAAACAUUACAAAUGUACAUGCAGGAUGCACCAGUAACAUCAAUUGCGUUUAGAACAGAUGGUGAAGAGACAAUGACUACAGCAUCAGAGAAUGGAACACUGGCAAUCUGGAAUUUAAACAAACGUUCCCUAGUGGGACAGUUGCCUGAUGCGCAUCGUGGCUCCAUCACGGGUAUAUAUUACAUUAAUGGAGAACCGUUGAUGAUUUCAGCAGGAGUUGAUAAUACUUUAAAAACAUGGAUUAACGACAUGGGUGAUGGCAUGCCGAGGCAAUUGGUUUUGCGCGAUGGACAUCAGAAACCAGUUACCGCGGCAAAAUUUAUUGAUAGCGAAAUUAUUCUUUCAUCUGGUUUGGAUGGUUCUGUAAGGGCAUUCUCUGUAUCACGUGACACACACAGACAGAAAUUAGGAAAUGCUGGUACUAUGUCCAGAAUGAAAGCAAAGAAGAAGAAGCGUGAUAUUGAGAGUAUUAAGUUGAAGCCAGUGAUUGAAAUGGAUGUGGGAUUAGCGAGGGAAGCAGCUUGGGACAACGUUAUGUGCCGUCAUAUUGAUACAGCCCCGGUGACGACAUGGACCACAAGAAAACAAACUCUUGGAACAUAUCGCUUGCUUCAUAAGAGGUUCGUGACUAAACCACAUCUCGUAUUUGCUUGCGCAUCAGCGAUAUGUAUCUCAUCUUGUGGUAAUUUCGGUUUAGUUGGAUACACAACUGGCCACAUUGACUGCUUCAAUUUGCAAAGUGGACAUCACAAGAAAACUUUCCUUUGCAGUAAAAAAGACGAAAAAGCUCACCAGUCUGCCGUUCGAGGACUGGCACUUGACAUACUCAAUAGGCAGCUGGUAAGUGAUGAUUUUGGUUAUUACUGGUGUAGUUUUACCAAAAACUGA
Loa loa (African eye worm) is the source of this 1542-nucleotide messenger RNA. RefSeq lists its product as hypothetical. The record is from RefSeq and is a predicted model, not a curated record. Bases 1 to 1542 code for a protein of 513 amino acids. Gene Ontology annotation, biological process: rRNA processing. Gene Ontology annotation, cellular component: Pwp2p-containing subcomplex of 90S preribosome; small-subunit processome. The transcript has 7 exons. Gene Ontology annotation, molecular function: protein binding. Lineage: Eukaryota; Metazoa; Nematoda; Chromadorea; Rhabditida; Onchocercidae.